Symbiodinium sp. CCMP2456 is the source of this 1254-nucleotide messenger RNA. Lineage: Eukaryota; Dinophyceae; Suessiales; Symbiodiniaceae. The record is from the annotation of a GenBank genome assembly.
AUGAACAACAUUCCCGCACUGCUGAACCACUUGGACGCUAAUAGAGAGUCGCCCACCUUGAGCUUGGCGUACGCGUCCAUCUCGGAUGAAGGCAUCGUGGAGGUGUCGAAGUUCCUGCGGGACAAUCCCUUUGUGAAGUACUUGGACCUCCGAGGAAACAAUAUCCAAGCCAAAGGGGCCAUGGCUCUGGCCAACGGCAUCAAGAUCAACAGAUCUUUGCGAAGUCUGAAUUUGAAAUGGAAUGCCAUUGGAAAAGAUCCCAGUGGCUUGAAUGCCCUUUGCGAUGUCCUGAAGUCGAACCUGACUGUCGGACAUGUCGAUCUUCGAAACAAUCGUGUCAACAAUGUGGGUGCAAAAUACAUCGGCGAGAUGUUAGCAUCAAACACAACGAUCACGCACUUGGACCUGUCUUGGAAUGACCUGGGUGCUGAUGGUGGUCUUGCACUUUUAGAAGGCCUGAAGCACAAUAGCACUGUCCUGGAUUGUCAGCUCAGUGGUUCCAAGGUUGGCGAGGAGACGCUGCACGAGGUUGCAUUUCUGCUUCGAAGGAAUAAAGCUUCUGCAGCGUACAAAGCGAGCUCGAACUCGACUGGAGCACAAAUGGCAGCAGCCGAUUCUAAGACAGCCACCCUUGGAAAGCCUGUCGCUACUGGUCGAGGUCAGGUGGACCGGAGCCAAGCACAAGCAGAGACCAAGGCUCCAGAAGCAGAAGCCUUGCCUCCAGCAAAGAAGGGCCCACAAGCGAAAGCGAACUGGACACCAAAGGACAGUAGUACGUUGAUGCUACGGCUGAUGAUGAAGGAGAGGGAGCAGGUUCUGCCGGAGGACAAGGUCUUCUACCAGCAGAUCGCAGAGCACAUCGACAAGCUUCUGUUGGAGACCUCGAAGCACAAGCAGGGCAGAGUCGAUGGCGAAGAGAGAGAAAAGCUGUCGACAACUGGCUUCCUAGAAAGAGAGCAGAGGUAUAUAAAAGAAAUCCGACAAACCGAAGAAGCUCUUCAAAGAGUCAUCAGUGAGAAGGAGUUCUCGCAGAAAGAACUGGCUGCCAAGAGCGUGUCUCUCAACCAGCUGAACGAGCAGAACACCUCUGCAGUGCGCGAGUCCAUUGUCAUGCAGGAGCGCACAGCUGCAGAAGAACAGCAGCUCAGAAAGGAAUUGCGGGAGCUCCAAGUCGAAAAGAAAGACCUUCAGGACAAGUUGGCUCUGAACGUGAAAGACUUGGAACUCCUGGAACAGGACUUGGCAGUUAUAUGA